AUGCACCUCGCCCAUCUGGGUUACAUCCGGGACCUUGUGGCUUCCAUUCUGGUUGAGACCGUGAGAUCGGGCGAGAUGGCAGCUUUCUUGCGAUUCGAUGGCAGCCCAGAUCAGCUUCUUCACAGGUGGACUGCGGAAGCCCAAAGUUUUUGCAAGGAUCGUGGCCUGGAUUGCUCGAUGAAGCCGCUGACGUGGGAAACUUUACAUGCCAACAAGAAGGCUAUCUACCCUGAGCUCACAAGCCGUAUAAAAGCAAGUCGGACCAGACACUUGCUGGCGUUUACCGCUUAUUACUGCUGUCAACUGGAAAUACUGGUGUCUGAUGACGCACCCUCAGACACGGUGCAUUGGUCGAGGUGCAGGGCAACGAUGGUAUGGUGCUUGGAUGCAGCGUUGAGUGUUGGGGGAACUGGCAGUAAACCCUUUCUCAAGCCAGAGGAGAUUAUCGAAGCACAAUGGUGUUUCGAUACGUUCCUUCUGAGCUAUGCUCACGCUGCUGCACGAUUCCAUCGAAAAGGCCUCUGCUUGUACAAACUUCGGCCGAAGAUGCAUUACACGCAGCAUUUGGUGGAUGAGCUGCCCUGCCACAAGCUCAACUUUUACCAUGCUGCGAUUUUUUUGGACGAGGAUCAUAUGAAGUUCCUCAAGAUUGUUUCGGCCGGCUGCCACGUGACUUCUCAGCCUCGCACCUGGGCAAGACGUUACCUGACGAAACAAGUGUUUCUCUGGCGACGCUUGCCCGGGGCGACGGCGAAGAAGAAGUCCCUUGACACCGUGCUUGGUAAGAUUCGCCAGCGAUCCUUCAGGCCGGACGCUCCAAGAGGAGAGCAGUUUCAGGGCGCCGAUGCUGCUGCCGCGCCGGCAGCAGCCCUUGAAGAUGAGUGCGGAGUAGGAGACAUGGUGUCAAGCUCAGAGGACAGUGCCGAUGAGGAACACCCAGAUCGAGAGCUCGACGAGGCUGCCGAAGCUGAGGCCCUGGGACAUUGGCAUGGCAGAGUCGACUUGGCGAAGCUUGGUGAAGGUGGAACUACCUUCAAGUGUGGGCUCACCAUCACGGCUGCAUAUGAGAACUUGGAUGACAUGCCAAGAGUUUUGUAUCCUCGGUGCAAGCAAUGCGGCCUUUUUGAGCAUAGAUUAUCCCUGCGAGAUGCACUCCAGAGAAAGCGCGCCGUGCAAGAGCGCUCGGGGGACGAUGCUGAAUUGAUUCGUGCCUUGAAGGAUGCCCUGGGGGACGAGCCGGAUCUAGGGCAGAAGUCUGCAUUCAGAAGGCUUUUCCACGAGGCCUUCUCAGUCACGACGGCUGAGAUGAAGGCGAUAAAAGGGCAGAGCGACAGCUUAGUAGACGCCUUUGUGGCUCUCUACGAGCAGAAUCGCCUGCAUUUCAUUGAGUGGGAUCGUCUCACGUCGAAAGAGCAGGAGGUCACCAGCAGCUCAAAAAAGGAGACGGUCUUGUCAGUAGACUCUUCAGGCAGACUGAAGACAGAAAAGGGUGAAGCUGCAAAGGCGGAGACGACCACCGAGUUGCUGCUCCAGUUCGCCCUUACUCGAAGAGGAAUUGCAAUGGAAAUGGGAAACUUGCUUGACUACAGUCUUCAUGCAAAGUGGGUGGAGCGUUUGUUGUGUGCUCGCUUGGACCAGGUGCCUCAGACGCACGUCCAAACUACAUUCAAUCAGCUUCAGAUUCAGCUUGCAGACAGGGAACUAUUUCAGCUCUUAGCUGAAAGAACGCGCUCCGGCAUUCAGGCCACUCCCAGUGGUCGUCCACUGGACAUCGUAUUCGAAGACACAUGGAUGGCCCCAGAGGUGCUGCAUAUCUUGCAGCCGAUGCCCAGGCCUUCUGGGCAUGCGCCACAGAUCAAGGACACCAGGCCAGGUCCUUACACACCUACUGGUGUGAAUACCGAUCACUGGGUGCCCACGCGCAAGGGCAAGGGAAAAGGAAAGAACAAGUUUCGAGCUUCGUCGAGACUCCCCGCUGGCCUGGAAGGUUGUCGCUCGCAUACCAAUGCCGGCGAAAGCAUCUGUUAUGGCUUCAACCUGAAAACGUGCCAGGAGGUCGUGACCAGGGGGAGGUGCAGCAAAGGCUUGCGCAUAUGUGCCAGCGAUCCUUGUCGUGCCUCCGAGGCCCGACAAGAGGGCACAGAAUUCGUUGGCUCGCCUGAGGCCUUUGCCGCUGCGAUCCUCGCUAAAGGAUUGCCCUCUAAGGACGACGUGCUCGCUUUGGCACGCAAGCUGCCUAUGAGCCCCUCUCUCAGAGAUGAAGCUGCCAAGUCUUUUAGCACGGGUGCAUGCGUGCAUGCGUGCAUGGCGGCCCCCGAGUGUACUUUCAGCACCGUCACUGUGCUCUUCGAGGAUAGAGAUCUGCAAAACCACUCUUGCGAGAAUUACGUUUUCCCUUUGAGCACCUUCUCAGGGGGUGAGUUGUGGGUUGAGGGGCAUGGCGACGACAGGCAGGUACUAGACGGCAAAGAAGUAAUCGGUGGCCCGCUGGAGUGGGUUGGCGACUGUGUCAAGUUCCGUCCAGACAAGCUGACGCACUUCGUUCUGCCGUGGAAGGGUAUGCGCGGCUCAGCCCUCCUUUCAAGUGUCGCUCGAGAGGCAGGGUUCGACAUUCUGCCCAUUGAUGCAGGUCACAAGGUUCCCCGGGCGUAUGCACAUGUGCUGCGCCUUGACUUGCGAGAAUCGCUCACGCUUCAGUUUCUAGAGAACGUGCUACGGAAUCGAGCUGUCGCUUGGAUGCACUUCUCCCUGCCAACUGGCACGACUGGUCGUGUCUUUCGAAGCUUCGCCUCUCCCAGAGGUCUGCCCAACUUGCAGGAGCCCGGAGCCUCACGCGUGCUGGCGGCUAACGCUAUCUUCGACAACGUUGCAACUUUGCUUCAGAAGGUCCUUGCAUCCUUUCCUUCGGUUGGUGUCUCUGUCAAGCAUCCCAUCGGAUCUGCCGUUUGGGAGCUACCAGCCUUUGCUCAGCUUCGACGUUCUUUGCCACAAGUCACCGUGACUGCAUGCUUCUUCGGUGCUUCUACAAUCGCAAGACCCUCCUCGUGA
Messenger RNA from Symbiodinium sp. CCMP2592, 3048 nucleotides. The record is from the annotation of a GenBank genome assembly. NCBI's taxonomy places the organism in Eukaryota, Dinophyceae, Suessiales, Symbiodiniaceae.